AUGGCUGCUCCUCAAGGAUACCCUCUUCUCUGCCUCGAGAAUCCUCUCCUCGAUAUCCAAGGUGUUGGAGACGAAGCGCUUUUAGAAAAGUAUGGAGUCAAGGCCAAUGAUGCCAUUCUCGCUGAGGAGAAGCACAUGGGUGUCUAUGAGGAUCUUCUCCAGAACCACAACGCCAAGUUGAUUGCUGGUGGUGCUGCUCAGAACACUGCUCGCGGUGCUCAGUACAUCCUCCCCGAGAACUCCGUCGCCUUCAUCGGCUGUGUCGGUAAAGACAAGUACGCCGACAUCCUCACAGAAACCUGCCAGAAGGCCGGUGUCCACACUGAGUAUCGUGUCGACGAUGUCCAGCCCACCGGAAAAUGCGGUGUUAUUAUUACCGGCCACAACCGCAGCAUGAUCACUCACCUUGCUGCUGCCAACGAGUACAAGCUUGACCACCUCAAGCAGCCCCAUGUCUGGGCUCUUGUUGAGAAGGCUCAGGUCUACUUUGUCGGUGGAUACCACUUGACUGUCUCUGUGCCUGCUGUUUUGGCUCUUGCUGAAGAGGCUGCUUCGAACAAUAAGCCCUUCGUCUUCUCCCUCUCCGCCCCCUUCAUCCCUCAAUUCUUCAAAGACCAGCUCGACAGCGUCAUCCCCUACGUCGACUACCUCAUCGGCAACGAAACCGAAGCUCUCGCCUACUCCGAGAGCCACGGCUGGGGUUUGACUGACAUCGCCGAAAUCGCCAAGAAGCUCACCACCCUCGAGAAGAAGAACACCCAGCGCCCCCGUAUCGUGAUCAUUACUCAGGGAACCCUCCCUACUGUGGCUGCUGUCUCGACUUCCAGCGGCGUUGAGACCAAGGAAUAUCCCGUUCACGAAAUCUCCAAGGAGAAGAUCAACGAUACCACCGGUGCCGGUGACGCUUUCGCUGGUGGUUUCGUUGCUGGUAUUGUCCAGGGUAAAACCUUGGAAGAGAGCAUUGACCAAGGUCAAUGGCUCGCCCGCCUUAGUAUCCAGGAAUUGGGACCUUCGCAAAUUGACUUGGUUCAGAAAAAAGAUCCCUUUGUGACAGUACUGGUGGAUGGCGAUGGAGCUAUAUUCCGGGAUGAGUUUUAUGAGAAUCCUGCAGAGGGGGCUCAAAAAGCCUCUGUGGCCUUGCAGCAAGAGGUCAGAAAUUAUCUUAAACAGACGCAGCCCGAUCUAGAGGAUGUUCCGAUCUUACUUCGCAUCUUCGUCCACCUCCACGGCCUUGCGGGGGUACUGCGCUCGUUAGAUAUAAUUGGAGGCGAAAAGGAUAUGCGCCUCUUCGCCGAACAUUUUAAUAAGAGUCGUGCAGAGUUCGACAUGGUGGACGUAGGAAGUGGUAAGGAAAACGCAGAUGCGAAAAUGCGAAAGAUGCUUACCCAGUCAAUAAAGCAGUUCCAGUGCAAAAAGAUAUUCUUUGCUGGCUGUCAUGAUUCUGGCUAUAUGCACGACUUGACUGAAUACCAAGGUGACGACAGCGCCAAAGCUCGUAUUAUCCUGCUGGAAACAACGCCUGCGCAUUAUAGCUUCCGCGGAAUGGGCUACCAGAUAGCACAAUUUGACCGCACUUUUCGAUCUCUCCCGCUUGAGACUGUAUUGAAGCCGGUUGCUGCUCCGACACCUCCAGUCAUUCAGUCAACUUCUCAGGACGAUACUUCUCUAGCUAGUCAUGGAGCGUUAUCAAUGAAUCCCCCGCAGAGACAGCCAUCUAUCGGAUCUGAAAGCCAUAUCAGUUCAGGCAAUGGCGGACACUCCAUCACCUACGCCACGGUGGGAGGUGCCAAUGGCCAACAAAACAUCACUCUAGUCAAAAAACCCAGAGCUCCACUGACCAUUAAUUACAACGCCAAAGGCCACCGAUUAGMCCCAUCACUGAAGCAAUUCACUAACGAUCAAGCCAUAACCAGCUAUUCAAAAAAACUAGAGGCUAUUAAACCCAAAGGUUUCUGUAAUGAGCAGUAUCUUGUGGGCAAAUGCGGACGAGACAGCUUACCAUCGGAAUCGAGCUCGCCUGACCCUCUGCGUAUACGGGCCCUCUUGCGAGAGGUACGGGUGUUUCCUUAG
Molecule: messenger RNA, 2070 nt
Organism: Talaromyces amestolkiae
Lineage: Eukaryota; Fungi; Ascomycota; Eurotiomycetes; Eurotiales; Trichocomaceae
Exons: 7
Coding region: 1-2070 (689 amino acids)
Biological process (GO): purine ribonucleoside salvage
Cellular component (GO): nucleus; cytosol
Molecular function (GO): adenosine kinase activity
Source: RefSeq, a predicted model, not a curated record